CAUAGGAGAUGCCAUUGCAAAUGCUACCCUUGUUGCACUUGGUGUACCAUCUAGCAGAAAAAGAAUGAGAACAUAUCAGGAUCCAGGAGACUCCUUCACACCUGACGUUCACGCUUGGAACAAGGAAGAAUUUUCCAGUAGGAUACAGGAUAUAACUCGUCAGCUGCAAGAUAUCCGAGGGGAUGUGACAAGGGUUCUGAACAUACUUGGCUCUGAAUCUGGUGCAGGUCCAAGUCACUAUCAAAGUACAGCCUCAGAUCCACGCCUAAGAACAUCAAGUCUUCUGAAGGGCAGAGUGUAUGGGAGAGUUGAAGAGAAAAACUACAUAAAAAACUUGAUGACCGACGAAGAAUAUGGCAGUGUAGGUGUAACAGUUCUACCUAUUGUAGGCAUUGCAGGUGUCGGGAAGACAACUCUUGCUCAACUUGUAUACAAUGAUCCAGAUGUGCAAAGCCAAUUUAAACACAGGAUCUGGGUUCGGGUAUCUAACAACUUCGAUGAAAUAAGAGUCUCAGGAGAUAUGUUAGAUUUUGCCUCUCCCUCUGAAAAGCCACAUGAGGGAGUAUGCAGCUUCGCCAAACUCCAGGAGGUCUUGAAGAGUCACAUCAGAUUAAAGAGGGUUCUGCUUGUUUUAGAUGAUGUCUGGGAUGACAUGAGUGACUGCCGAUGGAACCAACUAUUGGCUCCUUUCAAGUCCAAUAAUGCAAGGGGCAAUAUGAUUCUUGUGACAACUAGAAAUAUGUCUGUUGCAAAAAGAAUAGGAACAACUGGACCAAUUAGAUUACAUGCUUUGGGAAAUGAUGAUAUAUGGCUGUUGUUCAAAGCAUGUGCAUUUGGUGAUGAGAACUAUGCAGGGCAUAGAAGUCUAAGCAUCAUUGGGAAGCAAAUUGCAGAUAAACUAAAGGGCAACCCAUUAGCGGCAGUAACCGCUGGGGCACUGUUAAGAGAAAAGCUUACCAUUGAUCAUUGGGGUAACAUUCUAAGGAAUGAAGACUGGAAAUUGCUAGGGCUCAAUGGAGGCAUUAUGUCCGCUUUGAAGCUUAGCUAUGAUCAUCUGCCGUACCAUUUACAUCAGUGCUUCUCGUAUUGUUCUAUCUUCCCCGACAAUUAUCAGUUUCUUGGUGAGGAGUUGGUCCAGAUAUGGAUUUCACAAGGUUUUGUGAAACAUAGGCAUUCAAAUAAAAUAUUGGAGAAGAUGGGAAUGGACUAUCUGGAUGAUUUGCUGAACCUGGGCUACUUUCACCAAGUUGGAAGACAAAACUCCUCUCAAGGCAGUCAAAAUUGCUAUGCUAUGUGUGGUCUUAUGCGUGAUUUUGUGAGGAUGGUUUCGAGAACCGAGUGUGCAAUUACAAAUGAUCUGCAAUGCAAUGACAUUUUGCCAACUGUACGGCAUCUGUCAGUAGUGACUGGUUACGCAUACAACAAAAAUCAGGUUGGGAACAAACAUUGCAGUAACAAUUUUGAAGAAAAUUUGCGAAAUAAAGUUACAUCAUUGAGAAAAUUGAGGACAUUGGUAUUGAUUGGGCAGUUCGACUCUUCCAUGUUGCAAUCCUUCCAAGACAUACUCCGAGAGGCACAUAAUCUUCGUCUAUUACAGAUUUCUGGAACAUCUGCUGAUUAUAAUUCCCUCAUGUGCAGUUUGGUAAAUCCUACCCAUCUUCGCUAUCUAAAGCUCAAAGUCGAUGAGGUGCACGAGGGUUUGCCUCAAGUUUGGAGCAAGUUUUGCCAUCUUCAAGUAUUAGAUGUCGCCUCAAACAUUGAUUCUAAUGUAAUUUAUGGCAUGAGUAAUGUUCCCAGCUUGCGGCACCUUGCUUCAAAAGAGGGAGUGCACUCUUCCAUUGCUGGAAUUGGUGAAUUGAUCUCACUUCAGGAGCUGCAC
Molecule: messenger RNA, 1879 nt
Organism: Triticum dicoccoides
Lineage: Eukaryota; Viridiplantae; Streptophyta; Magnoliopsida; Poales; Poaceae
Product: putative disease resistance protein RGA4
Exons: 1
Biological process (GO): defense response to other organism
Molecular function (GO): ADP binding
Source: RefSeq, a predicted model, not a curated record